ACAAGAAAACACCAUUUCUUUUUAGCAUUGUAUCCUAUGUCCAUAUUAUUGUUAACCUUUUGCAUUUUUGCAUUAUAGACAAUGCACAGAACCUGUUCCCAAAUGCAUGGACUAGCUCUACCCUUCUUGCAGAAUGCAGGCUAAAUUAUCUGUUCAUUACAUUUAUUUCUCUGUGCAUCUUGCAUUUAAACAUACCAACCACUCAAAUCUGUGUAUGUAGCUCUAGACAAUUUUUUUUUCCUUUAUAUCUAGCCAAGUCUUUUGCUUUAGUACUAUCGUUUGCAUCAUGGGGAAGAUUGGAGGAAGUUCUUGGCUGAGUGCAGUUAAAAGGGCUUUUAGGUCUCCUAGUAAAGAGAAUGAUAAGAGAGGCAGCAGAAGGAGAGAAGAUCAUGAACAAGAGGAGGAAGAAAAGAAGAGAGGGAAAAGAAGAUGGAUUUUCAGGAAAUUUUCAAAUCAAGAAACAGUAAUACACCAUUGUGAAGCAAACGCCACUAACAAUAUUACAGAAACCACCAAUGAUGUUGCUGCUAAUAAUAGUAUUAGUUCUGAAGCUGCUGAUGCUCAGCAAAGACAUGCCCUUGCAGUGGCCAUGGCUACAACAGCAGCUGCACAAGCAGCAGUUGCGACAGCUCAAGCAGCUGUUGAAGUUGUUAGACUCACAAGGCCUCCCCUUUUUGUCAAGCAACACUUUGCUGCCAUUGCUAUACAAACAGCUUUUAGAGGAUAUCUGGCAAAGCGAGCUCUUAAAGCACUUAAGGGGUUAGUGAAGCUGCAAGCCUUAGUGAGAGGCCAUAAUGUUAGAAAGAGAGCAAAAAUGACUCUUCAGUGCAUGCAAGCGAUGGCGAGGGUGCAAUCUCGGGUGUGUGAACAGCGUAGAAGGCUUUCCUAUGAGGGCAGCACAAAUUCCAUCUCCAGUGAUCCAAAUAGCUUGCGGGGAUCAAAUCUUGCUGAGAGGAGAUCUACUUGUUGGGAUGGAAGCAGCACUGCUGAUGAUUGGUUUCAUUGCAAUUACCAUCCUAAAACACUUGAGGAAAUUCAGUCAAUGUUCCAGGAAACAAAGGAAGUGGUUGCCUUGAAACGUGAAAAGGCUCUUGCUUAUGCUUUCUCUCAACAGAUAUGGAGACCAGGAAGAGACUCAUAUGCAAGUGAAGGAGAGGUAGAAAAGAACCCAAGAUGGCUUGAAAGGAGGGGAACGAUAAAGGAAUGGGAGGGAAGAGGGAUUGCAUUCCGUGAUCAAUGUCACAGCAGAGACCAUGUCAAAACUGUUGAAAUGGACACCUCUAGACCUUACUCUUACUCAUCACCUAAUGCUCAUAAAUUGCAUCAACAUUAUCACUACCAACAACACAGGCCUAGUUCAUAUUCAGCUACCUCUCCUCUUCAAAAAAACCACAACAAUCUCUCACAACCAACCACACCAUCCGUAUCCAAAACAAGAGCACUACUUCAAGUCCAUUCAUCCAGUCCUCGUUUCCUAAGAGAAAGCAGAAACCAUGUAAUGGGAGAAACUACUCCAUCCGCUACUUCAAAGCCCAACUACAUGGCUGCCACUGCAUCUGCCAAGGCUAGAAUUCGAUCACUAAGCGCACCAAGGCAGAGAGCUUCAACCCCGGAAAGAGAAAUAUCAGGUUCAGCCAAAAAACGCCUGUCUUUUCUAGUGCCUGAUCCGGCAAAUAGCAAUGAGGGUUCCAUGGUUAAUGAUUAUAACCUGAGGAGCCCAAGUUUGAAGGGCAUUCAUGGAGCCAAUAUGGUAAUGGAGCAAAGGUCUAACAUGUCUUCUUGUUACACAGACAGCAUUAAUGAUGAGGUCUCUCCUCCUUCAACUAAUGAUCUUAGCAGGUGGUUAAGGUCUAAGGUGACUGAUGAGGACCUAGGAGGGCUAGAAAGCAGCGGCAAAGAAUCGGCGGCAGCAGGAAUUCCAGGCAGGAGAGCCGGUGCAGGAGUCCUUGCAGGGGUGAAAAUUUAUGAAAAAAGUUGUAAUUUUAAAACCACAUGACAAUUUUUUAUUUAUGUACAAGCACUUAAUUAUCUCAAACUUAUUAAUGCUUUUCCCUGCUUCUAAUAAAUCAAGAUGACUAAAUUAAAAGGA
Messenger RNA from Populus nigra (black poplar), 2089 nucleotides. RefSeq names its product protein IQ-DOMAIN 18-like. The transcript is spliced from 6 exons. Gene Ontology annotation, molecular function: protein binding. The coding region runs from base 287 to 1996 and encodes 569 amino acids. NCBI's taxonomy places the organism in Eukaryota, Viridiplantae, Streptophyta, Magnoliopsida, Malpighiales, Salicaceae. The record is from RefSeq and is a predicted model, not a curated record.